CUUGUACAGCCCAUAGCCCACUGAGCUCUCUAGGCCUCGUCUCUCUCUGUGGUAACGGUGCCCGAGGUGGCUGACGGGUCUGAAAAGAGUGGCGGGAGCCGCUGCCCUUCCUCCCCAACUUCCCGGGAGACAUCGCCGCUUUCCCCAGUGACGAAGCUGGGAAAGGCUCUCCGGUGUGCGGACCCCAUCGCAAAGGUUGAGAUCGUGGGCCGCGCCAGCAUUGGUGCGGAGUUUUAUUGUCGAACCUCAUCAGGUGUCACGUGAGCAAGUGUUGAUACCAGGCGCAUCGCUUGGGGCCGAAUGUGCUGUGGAAGAUGCCUCUCCUAACCCAACGGAUCCAAGAUGAGAAUGAUUACAGCUUAGUGGCCAGCCUUGACAACGUUAGGAAUCUCUCCACUAUCUUGAAGGCUAUUCACUUCCGAGAACAUGCUACAUGUUUCGCUACUAAAAAUGGAAUCAAGGUUACGGUAGAAAAUGCAAAGUGUGUGCAAGCAAAUGCUUUUAUUCAGGCCGGAAUAUUUCAAGAGUUUACAGUUCAGGAAGAGUCUGUUACUUUUCGAAUUAAUUUAACUGUCCUUUUAGACUGUUUAUCUAUUUUUGGAUCAAAUCCAAUGCCAGGAACUUUAACUGCACUUCGAAUGUGUUACCAGGGUUAUGGUUACCCUUUGAUGCUAUUUCUGGAAGAAGGAGGAGUGGUAACAGUCUGUAAAAUCAAUACUCAGGAGCCUGAGGAGACUCUAGAUUUUGAUUUCUGCAGCACCAAUGUUAUUAAUAAAAUUAUUCUGCAGUCAGAGGGGCUCCGUGAAGCAUUUUCUGAAUUGGAUAUGACGAGUGAGGUCCUACAGAUCACGAUGUCUCCUGACAAGCCUUAUUUCCGGUUAUCUACUUUUGGGAAUGCAGGAAGUUCCCACCUUGACUAUCCCAAAGAUUCUGAUUUGAUUGAAUUAUUUCAUUGUAAUCAGACCCAGGUCAACAGAUACAAGAUUUGUUUACUGAAACCCUCUACAAAGGCAUUAGUCCUGUCUUGUAAGGUAUCUAUUCGGACUGAUAACCGAGGAUUCCUCUCAUUGCAGUAUAUGAUUAGAAAUGAAGAUGGUCAGAUAUGUUUUGUGGAAUAUUAUUGCUGCCCUGAUGAAGAAAUUUGUGAAUCUGAGUCUUAAGUAUGAUAAUUCACUGUGAUAUUUGUUUAUACAUUCAUGAUAGGUCAUAUUCUCAUUCUGGGUAUAGUAUUCUUCACUACUUCUUACUGGAUUUUCUGAAGGGAAGAAGCAUGGAGGAGAUAGGCACAAAGUGCCUGUGCCAUAAUUGUUGUGGUGUAUUUUAUAUGUAAGAAAAAGCAGCAGCAUAUAGGCACUGCUUACUAGUUUGAAUUCUGGAGACUGUAUCUUAAAGUAGUGGUUCUCAAAGUGUUGUGCAACAGCAUCAGCAUCAUGUGGAAACUUGUCAGAAGCUCUGGAGGUGGGCCAGCAAUCUGUAGUUUAUAAAGCUUCACCCCAGGAAAUUCUGAUGCAUGCUAAAGUUUGAGAACCACUGCUCUAAAGGAGGCUUUUUAAAAAAAUAGCAUUUAAUUGCAUCAAAGUGAUUGUUUUUACAUGUGAUUUCUUCACUAAUGUUCUGAAGUCUUACCAUUGCCAAACAGGUCUGAAUAAUUAUGUAAUUUAUUUUUUAAAUACACAUUUAGAAGAAAUCUGUGAACAGGAUACAAGACAAUCUUUAGUUACAGAUUUUCCUCUUGUUCUCGAAACUGUUUAGUAUAAUAGCUACUGCAGUAAGUACUUAUUAGAUAUCUUCUAUUUGAUUAUAAGAGUUUCCCAUUCAAACUAAGGUGUAGAAAUCAGUUAAGUGAUUUUAUACUUUCUUGGGUAGUUUUCAGUGAAGUAAGUUUUAUGGCAUGUAGAUAUUUAAUAAAAUAUGACACUAAAA
This is a messenger RNA of Manis pentadactyla (Chinese pangolin), 1923 nucleotides long. It is a transcript of the gene RAD1, whose product is annotated as RAD1 checkpoint DNA exonuclease. The record is from RefSeq and is a predicted model, not a curated record. Gene Ontology annotation, biological process: DNA damage checkpoint signaling; DNA repair. Gene Ontology annotation, molecular function: 3'-5' exonuclease activity. The coding region runs from base 315 to 1160 and encodes 281 amino acids. NCBI's taxonomy places the organism in Eukaryota, Metazoa, Chordata, Mammalia, Pholidota, Manidae. The transcript has 6 exons. Gene Ontology annotation, cellular component: nucleus; checkpoint clamp complex.